Messenger RNA from Didymodactylos carnosus, 1528 nucleotides. Lineage: Eukaryota; Metazoa; Rotifera; Eurotatoria; Philodinida; Philodinidae. The record is from the annotation of a GenBank genome assembly.
AUGUGUUUGAAUUCUCAAUUCUUAUUUUGUUUAUUAAGCCCGACAUGGUGUUAUUUCACUUAUGAAACUACAACAACGAAAACGAAAGUUGCCGUUAAAGCAACAACAAAAAAAGCUGUUAUCAAACAACAAAGUACAAAAGUUUCAUCACAACAGUCAGCCUAUGCUUAUUUGGCAUCAUUAAAACCAAAACGCUCAUGUUCAUCUGGAUCUUGUCCAUUUUGGGAAAAGCAUGGACGUUCGUUUGCUGCUCUUCGAUGUUAUCAAAAACGCUAUCAAGAAUGUACAUGUUUACAUCGAAUGUGUUUUAGUAGCUGUAUGUUUGACCGUCAAACAUGCAACACAGAAAUGGUUGCAUGUCUAAAACAAAUCUGUUCAGAAUGUAUGCCACCGUCGGCAACGGCGGUGUGUACAGUUUAUGAUUCAAUGGCUGAACGUGUUGCUGAGGCAUUAUCCAUGUUUGCUUGUUAUCCAUGUUGUCCACAAGCGAUGAUGAAUAACUCUUUAACCGAAGAUAUAAUUGCAAGUAGUACUGCUUCUACCGUUCCGCCUAAUGGUUAUUCAAGUCAACCAGGUGAAGGUUAUAAUAAUGGUCAGUUACCAGGUAGUGGAAAUUCCUAUCCAACUAAUGAAAAUAUCAAUGAACAAUAUCCUAUCAAUGGGAAUACACCACAAAAUGGUAAUGGUAAUGAAUACAUAAUAAAUAACGGUACGUUCAGCAGUAACUCUAUCUAAUUUCACUUUUCAUAAUGUGUUGUACAGAGUAGUCACAACAACAGUUGUCAGUUCCUUUCUUUAGUUCACAUAGACUCUAAAAUUGAAAUAUAAAUGCAAAGUAUAGUCAAUUGAUUUUGCUCUACUCGAAUAUGAAACUUGAUUUUAAUUGAGACUGUUCAUAAAGACAAAAAAACGUUUCCACAGAAUAACGAUAAUUUUUGCCUCCUCAAAAUUUAUAGAAACAUUUCAUUGUUCUUUCAAAACUUGCAUAACUUUACUUUUGAAAACGAAAUAUAGCAUCGGAAAGAACAGCAUCAACAAUAUUUUGUCAAAAAAUUUAACCAUAGCGUUGAAAUUAGUAUAAAAAGUUGGAUGUGAUCCGUGUAUUGUAACUCUCCAUUUUUCAGAGUUUUAACGAUUUUCUACAGAUUUUUUUCUCCAAGUAAACGCAUGCUGAUUUGAGUGCUGAUAAGCCCUACGAAAAAAAUAAGAGUGAUUUUCUGUGCAUUAUUCAAUGUGUUCAGUAUUCUACCACCUAAAAGUCAAUCUUUUCAGAAUUCUUACAGGGCAAACGAACGUCCUCUUUUAUAAGUUGAAGUUUCUUGUAAAGUCAUAGGGGUAAAGAAAAAUUUUGUCUCAUAUCUUUCACCGGCUCUUGACCGAUUUUUAUGUUCGGCAAAAUAAUCUUUAGAAAACCACUAAAACAGAUGUUGGUAUAUUUUGUUAUCAAAGAUCGUUUGCCCUGUAAGAAUUCUGAAAAGAUUGACUUUUAGGUGGUAGAAUACUGAACACAUUGAAUAAUGCACAGAAA